GAGGGAAGGGCGGGCGUACGUCCUUGCGUGCGUCUCAGGCAGCGCGCACGCCGGCGUGAGAGGGCACGGGGAAAAGGUGGCUCUGGCCGGGGCGUCUCGGCUUCCUGUGGCUAUGUAGCUGAGCUCGUCGGCUCGGGGUCCUCCUUCGCCGCCACCGCCGCGUCCUAGCGCCGAGUUGCCGCGCGGCAGCGAGCCGGUCCUCAACGCCCGCCGCGCUCCCCUCGACGGCCGAGCUUGCUCGCCCGCCCGUGGGAGCGUCCCGGCCCGAGCAGCCCUGAGGGGGGAGGGGAGGCCAUUUUGUCCCGACCGACUCCCCGGAACCGGGCGGAGCGGCUGGAAAGAGGCUGCGGAGCCGCGGUCGCCGCCCUCGGAGGCACCGGACGCCGCCACGGUCGGGGGCUUGGUCGCCGAGGCCGUUCCGUGGGUCGCCCGCGCCCUCUCGAGCCCCCGUUUUUUUCCCACGCCCGCCGGUGCUCCGGCCCGAGAACGCGCGGCUGAGGAGUUGGCCGUGCGGAGAGACCGCGAUCCCUCGGGGCCGGCGGCGGCGGCGAGCGCCCGGAGCCGCUCCUCCCAAUGGCGAAGAAGACGUACGACCUGCUUUUCAAGCUGCUCCUGAUCGGGGACUCGGGAGUGGGCAAGACCUGCGUCCUGUUUCGCUUCUCGGACGAUGCCUUCAACACCACCUUCAUCUCCACCAUAGGAAUAGACUUUAAGAUCAAAACAGUUGAAUUACAAGGAAAGAAGAUAAAGCUACAGAUAUGGGAUACAGCGGGGCAGGAGCGAUUUCACACCAUCACAACCUCCUACUACAGAGGAGCAAUGGGUAUCAUGCUAGUAUAUGACAUCACCAAUGGGAAAAGUUUCGAAAACAUCAGCAAGUGGCUUAGAAACAUAGAUGAGCAUGCCAAUGAAGAUGUGGAAAGAAUGUUACUAGGAAACAAGUGUGAUAUGGACGAUAAAAGAGUUGUACCUAAAGGAAAAGGAGAACAGAUUGCAAGGGAGCAUGGUAUUAGAUUUUUUGAGACUAGUGCAAAAGCAAAUAUAAACAUCGAAAAGGCGUUCCUCACAUUAGCCGAAGAUAUACUCCGAAAGACCCCCGUAAAAGAGCCCAACAGUGAGAAUGUAGAUAUCAGCAGUGGAGGCGGAGUGACGGGCUGGAAGAGCAAAUGUUGCUGAGCGCUCCCGUUCCUGCAGCCGCCGGCCUCCGCCCCGUUUCUCUUCUUGCUGCAAAAUAAACCGCUCUGACCAUUUUAACUCUAAAUAGAUAUUUUUGUUCCUCAUCUUAACUAUCCAGUCCACCUCUUUUAUUUGUUCUUUCAUCUGUGACUGCUUGCUGACUUUAUAAUUUUCUCCAAACAAACAAAAAAAUGUAAAGAAAAAAAAUCAUGUCCGUGAGUUCCUUUUUAAAUGUACCUGCUCAGUUCAUCCACUGCAUUUCCGUUGUAUUAGAGUCCAGUUCUCAUCAGCACUAAGACCGAUAGCAAUCAUUUCAGCUCUAUUCCGCAAACUGUAUAAGAAUAAAAGUUAGAAUUAACAAUUUUAUUUUGUACAACAGUGGACUUUUCUGUCAUGGAUAAUGUGCUUGAGUCCCUAUAAUCUGUAGACAUGUGAUAGAAACGAAACAAAAGCCAGGAAAACACUCAUUUUCGCCUUGAAUAUGUAAAUGGGGUUAAUUUGUCCUGUGCCUUAUGUGGAAAGAACUUUUGGUUUUUCCCUUUCUUUGUUUUGGCGGAAGCAUGUGCAGGAGACAUAUCACCCAGACAUAAUCCAUGGAGAUGUAUGUGGUCUGCUCGGCUGUAAUUUUCAAAGUAGUUCGUUGAGGACAAAGGGUAAUGCAGAAAUGAUAGCUUGGGUUUGCUGAGUCUCGUUUUUUCAGUGGCCUUGGGAUUUCACAGUAUCCUGCCACCAGUUCUCCUCGUUGGCCACUCUUCCCUGUCUUGUCCUCCUGCAUGCUGCUUUAUUCGCUUCCUCCUCCUCCACGACCACCCAGCGUCGAGUUAUUUAAAAAUUGAAAGAGGGCAAGCUAGGAGGUUUGUUGGACACGAAGCGCUGCUCUGAGCUGCUGAGUGAGCCGAAAGCUUGAUUCUAAGCACUUUCUGUCCGAUGUCAGCUAGUUCGUCUUCCCGGCCUUUUCUCUCGCCAUGCCCAGGUUUCUUCCUUUGCUGAUUCUUCGUGUUCGUCCCUCUCCCUCCCUCUGUUCUCUUCCUGUCUAUUCAUUGAGUUGACGAAAUGGAAGCACUAAUUGCAUGCACUUGUGUUUGGAGGGUGUCGUGGUUUGUCUUGCUCCUUAGGUGUCUAGCCUGGUCACUGCCCGGAGUGAGCCUCUCAGGCGGGAUUCGAGUAGUCGCCGUUUGGAACUCCUCCGACAGUUUGGUAGCCCAGUAAAGGUGGUUUCAAAAAAGCAACAAGGAGGAGUACGAUUUAUUCACUUGUUUGCCAAAUGUAUUGAGAUUUGGCCUUUGAAGAACACUUUUCAGUGUUAUGUUGUCUUUACCUUAAGGAUUAGAACUUCUUUAGAAUGUUCAUUUGAAGUCCUAUCCUUAUAUCCCUUUGGAAAACUUGCUUUGGCAUGGAUUUCAGAAAAAGGACAACAAAAGGCUUGUUAUGUACAGAUAAAAUCUCCAGCUAUCUCGAACCUUGUCCUUUUUCUCCACUUGUUUUUUUUUUUCCCCCGUUUUGUUUCCUUGCUUGUCAUUAGGCUAGUGUAGGUUACAUUCGCUCUGCUGCCUGCAUCCUAACAUGAUACCUCUGUUGGAAUAAUUGUGAAUAGCAUGAUUCAUUUCCAGCAGAGGCGGAGCUGAGGACAGCAGCUUCCAUUGAGAAGUCUCUCGGAGCUGUGGCGAGCAUUUAAAUGACCUCUUGGCUCUCAGAAACAACUUAGGGGCGCAUCUGCUAGGAACAUCCAUGAAUUUUUCAGAUCAUGCCCUAAAAGCAAAUCUGCGUGCCCAAAUGGCGGGGCUUCCUAGAGUGCCGCGGGCUUUCUCCUCUCAUUUGACUUUAGCACUGUUUACUACGAGGAAAAAAGCAGCAUUGCCAAAUAAUCCUAAUUCCCCAUGAAAAGUAAUAAUGAAAUGACGCUUCUUGAAAAGUUUUUGUUUAAACCUAUUGUUGUUAGAUUUUAAUAUGUUUGCUGAUUUCCUUUAUCUGGAAUGUGGCUGUGGUAGAUUUUUUUUUUUUUUUUACCCUCUAAUCCUUAUUCAGUUCAGUGACUUAAGGUUUGAGAACUAAACACUGGGAUUUUUGGGUAACAGACUGACAGUUUGUUUGCAUAAUUAUAAUCGGCAUUGUACAUAGAAAGGAUAUGGCUACCUUUUGUUAAAUCUGCACUUUCUAAAUAUCAAAAAAAGGGAAAUGGAGUAUAAAUCAAUUUUUGUAUAACCUGUUUGAAACAUGAGUUUUAUUCGCUUAAUCUUCGGGUUCUGCCCCUUUUUCUGUAAGUCUCCCUGGAUCCUGUGUAGAAGCUGUUCUCAUCAGACACCAAACAGUUACUUACGUCCAUUCUCUGGUACUGGCUACAGAUUCGGUUUCAUAUUCUCUAUUUCACAAUUUAAAUAAACUCAACUAUUUCUAGAUGGUCUACUUCUGUUCAUAUAAAAACUAAACUUGAUUUCCAA
This is a messenger RNA of Sorex araneus (European shrew), 3614 nucleotides long. It is a transcript of the gene RAB10, whose product is annotated as RAB10, member RAS oncogene family. The coding region runs from base 574 to 1176 and encodes 200 amino acids. Gene Ontology annotation, cellular component: insulin-responsive compartment; recycling endosome; Golgi apparatus. The transcript has 6 exons. The record is from RefSeq and is a predicted model, not a curated record. Gene Ontology annotation, molecular function: GTPase activity; GTP binding. Gene Ontology annotation, biological process: cellular response to insulin stimulus. Lineage: Eukaryota; Metazoa; Chordata; Mammalia; Eulipotyphla; Soricidae.